Molecule: messenger RNA, 3387 nt
Organism: Corticium candelabrum
Lineage: Eukaryota; Metazoa; Porifera; Homoscleromorpha; Homosclerophorida; Plakinidae
Exons: 5
Coding region: 512-3100 (862 amino acids)
Source: RefSeq, a predicted model, not a curated record
UUGAGAUGGAGAUUUAGAGUCCAAGGCUCUUAAGAAAUUUGGUGCGUAAUGUGCAGUGUAUAUCAUUAUUACAUGUAUAGUAUUACAAAUGUCUUCUAAUAGACCUGGUAACUAAUAAAUAGAUUCACUAGAAUAGAGCAUGUUGAACUGAUUUGACAGGGAGGUCCACUAAAGAACUGAACUAUAAAAUGCUCCAAGUACGCCCCUGUAAAAUGAAAACGUUUUAGAUUAAACAUUUCGGUCCGUAGACCCUCGUCACAAGAUAACAUGCAUAAUACGGGACAUCUUGCAUUCAUCUGACAAAGGACUACGAACCAAAAUAUUCUGAGCUCAUGCUGGUGUGGCAGCUCGAAAAGCGUUCUGAUUGCCUCAUUUACACGACGACAAUGAGUUUGUACAACUUAAUUCAAGAAAGGUUUCUCUUUCAAAUUGUUCAGGUAAAACUUGUUGGAAAUCUGUUCAGAAAACAGCACAUCAACUUUCUGAAGACAGUCGGUUUUCAGACAUAGUGAUGCUCGAUGCAUUCAUUGCUAACAAUCUCAUUAUGGACAUGCAACAUAGCAAGAAAAUAAAUGACAUUAAAGAAAAAUGGACAAACUUGAAUGCCUACUGGUUGUUGACAGAAGCACUACCAUCGAGUGGCUAUUUAGGAUUCACAAAGUUCUGUUGUUUACUACAUGCAAAGAAUAGAAUUUCUCAGAUUGAAAGAAACCUUUGCAAUGAAUGCGCCAUUUCUUUUUCGAAAUGUCAAACGAGUGACUCAAUCAAGUUUUAUGUCGACUCAUCUUGCAAACCUAUUCUUAAAAGUGCUCUGCCUCAAAGCUCUAUAUACACAGAUCACGUCGAUGUUGCUGGCGUGCCGGUUCUUGUGAAAGAUAUGAAUGAACAGGAAAUGAAGUGGGAUCCUGUGGUGUUUACAGAGUCACUUGUUUGCAUAAAUAACAAAAUUACUGCGACACUGACAAUAGAUAAUGAAGAAAUCCGCUUUCGCGAAGAUGUUUUCUACAGAGACAUUGUUGAUCACCUGAACAUCGCAGCGUCUGAAGUAAAAAUAGCUUUGACUAACAAGAACAAUACUUGGAUGUUGCUACGUUUGUCUACUCGAGCUGGAUUAAAACUUUUAUCUACAUUUCGUUUGGAAAAGUUGAAAAGUAAAUUUGAACAAGCAGUGGCAACAAAAGCAUGGAGCUCUAAAUCAACGACGAACUUUACCAUACAAGUGACGAUAAGUGAUUUGAGGCCGUAUACAAUGUACGUAGAGAAAGGGGAUGCUGCUCGCUUCGACGAAGGUAAAACUUGUUGGAAAUCUGUUCAGAAAACAGCACAUCAACUUUCUGAAGACAGUCGGUUUUCAGACAUAGCGCUGCUCGAUGCACUCAUUGCUAACAAUCUCAUUAUUGACAUGCAACAUAGCAAGAAAAUAGAUGACAUCAAAGAAAAAUGGACAAACUUGAAUACCUACUGGUUGUUGACAGAAGCACUACCGUUGAGUGGCUAUUUAGGAUUCACAAAGUUCUGUUGUUUACUACACACAGAGUUUGGCAUUUCUCAGAUUGAAAGAAACCUUUGUAACAAAUGCAACGUUUCCUUUCCGAAAUGUCAAACAAACCGCUCAAUGAAGUUUUACGUCGACUCAUCUUGUAACGCAUUUCUUAAAACUGCUCAAGCAUCUACUAAUCAUGUCGACGUAGCCGGCAUGCCGGUUACGGUUGUUUUGAGAGAUACAAGUGAUAAAGAAACGGAGUGGGAUCCGGUGGUAUUUACAGAAACACUUGUAUGCGUCCACAACAAAAUUAUUGCAACAUUGACAAUAGAUAAUAAAGAAAUCCACUUUCAUGAGAAUGAUUUCUACAAAAAUUUGGUUGUUCAGCUGAACGUCGCAGUGUCUGAAAUAAACAUAGUUUUGUCUAACAAGAACAAUACUUGGAUGUUGCUACGUUUGUCUACUCGAGCUGGAUUAAAACUUUUAUCUAUAUUUAGUUCGGAAAAGUUGAAAAGUGAAUUUGAACAAGCAAUUGCAAAAGCAUGGAGCUCUAAAUCAGAGACAAAGUUUACCAUACAAGUGACGAUAAGUGAUUUGACGCCGUAUACACUUUACUUAAACAAAGGGGAUGCUGCUCGCUUCGACGAAGGUAAAACUUGUUGGAAAGCUGUUCAGGAAGCACAACUUUCCAAAAACAUUCACUUUUCGGUCGACAACAUGAUGCUCGACGCAAUCGUUGCUAACGAUCUCAUUGUCGACAUUCAACACCUAAAGAUAAUCGGUGAUAUUAAACAACAUUCGACAGACUUGAGCACAGUUACGCACUGGUUGUUGACAGAAGCACUGCCGUUAAGUGGCUAUCUGGGAUUCACAAAGUUCUGUUGUUUACUACGUGCAAAGUCUAGCCUUUCUGACAUUCAAAUAAACCUCUGUAAUGAAUGCAAAGUUUCUCUUUCGAAGUGUCAAACAAGCGACUCAGUUAUUUUUAAAGUCGACUCAUCUUGUAAAGCGUUCUUGGAAACUCUUCAAAGUUCUAUACAUACUGAUCGCGUUGAAGUUGCUGGCAUGCCAGUUAUUUUGAAAGAUAUAAAUAAAAAAAACAAGUGGGAUCCAGUAGUAUCUACAAAGUCAAUUGUCUGUAUCAACAACGGAAUUACUGCAACACUGACAAUAUCUACAACAGAAAGCCACUUUUACUGGCAAAUAUUUAUGCAAAACAUAAUUGCUCAUCUGAACGUCGAAGCAAGUGAAGUAAACAUGCCAUUGUCUGCAAAGACCGAUACCUGGAUGAUUCUACAACUGUCUACUCGAGCUGGAUUGAAUCUUUUAUCUACACUUAGGUCGGCAACAUUAAAACAGAAAUUUAACCAAGCCAUUACAAAGGCAUGGAGCUCAAAAUCAGAAUCAGCAAGAAAAGUCUUUAUAGAAACGAGGAUCAGUGAUUUGUCGUUGACUACAACUGACCUCAUUGUUCCUGGACAAAUGCCAGUACCUAGAGAACCAAGCGAGUCGCCUAUUGGUAUGUGGCUGUUUGGCUUCUCUUGUGGUAUAAUUCCUUUAUGCUUGAUAUGCUGUUGCUUGAAAGGAAGCAGGGGACAGAAUGCAAUUGGGUGGUAAUAUGUAUAACUAUAACUAACAUUUUAGAGUAGUUGCUUCUUGGGCAGAUGCGUUUGUUUUUCAGUUUACCCAAACAAUCUUGCAGUUUCUCUUGUAUGUGUUGACACCUUUGAGUCAAUGGCUAGUUAAUAUCAAUUAGUAACUACGGCAUGAAACUAAUUAAAGUGCCUUUUAAUUGACACUGUUAGUUUUCAUGAGUUUCAUUUAAUGUCUAAUUCAAUCUUCAAAAUGAUGGUUAGCGUUGACGAAAGUUUACUACCUUUCAAAAGCUCUAAAAACAUGCCCAU